AUGUCCGAAAAGAUCGGAGCUUCGCUUAUUCAUGGCGAGGAGGUUCAAGUCAUCGAAUCUCACUCGAUGCUUCUUCACUCGCCGCCUAAGAAGAAGACUUGGGCGCUCUACAACCCUUCUUUGCUGCAAGUUCGCUGGCAGAGACAAGACGUCUUCCUGGUGACCUACCGGGCGGGCACCUGGCAGCUGUGUCGCUGGGAUGGUCGCCAUUCACCGCUGCAAAGUCUGCCCUACGUUGAUGGGCGGAACCAGGCGACCAGCAAAGUAAUGGUGGCCCUGGUGCGUGAAGACUUCUCCACCAUUGUCCCAGUGCAUGCACUGGUGGACCAGAAGUACAUGGAGCAUUCUUGCUCCCAUUCCACAGGCAUGCGUCGUGUGGGCAUUGAUGACAGUCGUCUCUUCCAAUUGGCUGGACAGCCCUAUGCGCUCUUCGCGGGUGUGGCUCCAGUGGGUCAGGAGAGCCCGUGCCAGCACCGACAAUACCUCUGUCCGCUGCAGCUUCCGGACGAGGAGGGUCCGCCUCAGGUCCGUUGUCGGCGGAAGAUCCUGCUGACCUUCGACUAUGCAGAUCAGCUAUCACAGAGGAUGAUGGCACAAGAUCGUUUAGGAAGUGUUCAUCAGAAGAACUGGAUGCCCUUCGUUGCAAAUGAUGAGCUCUACUUGAUCUUUACCAUUGAACCACUGCGGGUGAUUCGCGUGGACGUGAACUCAGGGCUAUGCAGCGAGGUGAGUCUUGUCCGGACGCCCGCCUUGAGAGCGUUGCAUCCAAAUCCGGAUGAAUUUCGAGGGCAUGGAGGGCCUGCCUUGGUGCAGCUGCCAAAGCACAUGGGCGGAGAGCUUCUGGGCAUGGCCCGAGUUCAAUCGGGGAAUUUGCUGUACAGCCACUUCUUCUUCACCCUGCAAGUGGAAUAUCCCUCCAUGCCAGUGCUCACGAAGGUCAGUCGACUCUUGUGCUUUGCUUCAGUGAGGCCAGGCAUGUGCGAGGUCAUCCAAUUCGUGGGUGGCCUUCAUCUUCAGCAAGAUCAACUGGUCAUCAGCUACGGCGUGAACGAUUGUGAACCCAAAGUGACAACGAUGGCUCUGAACAAAGUUUUCGAGCUGUUGAGAAGUCAGAAGCGAGAAGAGCUGUAG
Molecule: messenger RNA, 1131 nt
Organism: Durusdinium trenchii
Lineage: Eukaryota; Dinophyceae; Suessiales; Symbiodiniaceae
Source: the annotation of a GenBank genome assembly